GCAACGAACAAUGUGUGAUGUCACAAGAAAACAGAUUUUGGAGCAACAUCAAAGGCAGAUCUCCUUAUGAUGUCAUAGUGGUAAAGGGUUUCAGACUUAGUAAACCAAGCCUCAAACCCUCAGCAGUUCACAGAUCCAACCUGAGACAAGCGGUCAGCAAGGCUCGUGACUUUAAACUGGUCUACAUUCAAGACACUAACUAACCCAAGGAUUCCACAUGGACAACAAGAGGAACUCAGAGUCCCUGAGCAGGGCUGAAACCAUGGAGAAGGAGACGGAGGCUGAGGUGAUGCUCAACAAGAUUACAGAGCUACAACAUCUUGUUGAGAGUAAGGACAAGCAGCUGAUGGAUGAAAGGCUGAAGGCUGACAUCAAGCUGCAAAAGAAGAUGGUGGCGUCUCACAACCUCCAGACAAGCCUGGACGAGGCCAAACAGGAGAGGGAUGAGAUGGCAGAGAGGUUGAGGAGAAAGGAGCAGGAAGACAUGAGGAGGGAGAACGACACCGACGUGCAGCUGGAGGAUUUAAAGAACCAGCUGCAGGCUGAAAGACUGAGGUCUGACACCCUGCAGAAGGAACAGGAGGAAUUUAGGAAGGAGGUAAAAGAAAAAUCCAGAAGAGACCUGAAGCAGGUUUGGGAUCUGGAGAAGGAGAAAGUUACCCUGGAUUGCAUUAUUGCAUCUCAGGACAUCAAACUAAAAAAUAAGAUGGUGUCGUCUCGCUACCUCCAGACCAGCCUGGACGAGGCCAAACAGGAGAGGGAUGAGAUGGCAGAGAGGUUGAGGAGAAAGGAGCAGGAAGACAUGAGGAGGGAGAACAACACUGACGUGCAGCUGGAGGAUUUAAAGAACCAGCUGCAGACUGAAAGGAUGAGGUCUGACACCCUCCAGAAGGAACAGGAGCAAUUUAUGCAAGAACGCCCCCCUGGAGGACAAGAGAGAGCCAGCAGAGACCUGAAGCAGGUUCAGAAUCUGGAGGUGAAGGGACUUUCUGUAGAGGCAAAGGCCCUGCAAUUAAAAAAUAUGAAGAUUAAAGAGCUGGAGGAGCUAAUUGCUAGGGAACAGCAUCAGCAAAAGAAUAAAGUGAUGACUCGCUACCUCCAGACAAGCCUGGAGGAGGCCAAGCAGGAGCGAGAUGAGAUGGUCAGGGUGAUGAGGAAGGAUCAGGUGCACUUAAGUAGGAAGACCAACACAGACGUGCAGAGAGAGAACCUGGAUCUGGACUGCAAGCUAGCAUCAAGCAGAGCAUUACAGGAGGACAUGAUUAAAGAGCUCCAAGAAUUUGUUGAGAGUAAAGAGAACCAGCUGCAGGCUGAAAGGCUGAGGGCUGAUACCCUCCUGAAUGAACUGGAUGAAUUAAGGCUGGAGGUUCAACAGAAAGCCAGCAGAGACCUGAAGCAGGUUCAGAAUCUGGAGGAGGAGAAACGGUCCCUGGAUUCCAUUAUUGCAUCUCAGGACUUCAAGCUGCACAAUAAGAUGGUGUUGUCUCGCAACCUGCAGACAAGCCUGGACGAGGCAGAACAGGAGAGGGAUGAGAUGGCAGAGAGGUUGAGGAGAAAGGAGCAGGAGCUGGAAGACUUGAGGAGGAAGACCAACACCGACGUGCAGCUGGAGGACCUAAAGAACCAGCUGCAGGCUGAAAGACUGAGGGCUGACACCCUCCAGAAACAACAGGAGGAAUUUAGGCAAGAACGCCCCCCUGGAGGACAAGAGAGAGCCAGCAGAGACCUGAAGCAGGUUCAGAAUCUGGAGGUGAAGGUUCUUUCUCAGGAGCAGGUGGCAAAGGCCCUGCAUAUAAAAGAGAUCAAGAUUAAAGAGCUGGAGGAGCUAACUGCUAAGGAACAGCACCAGCAAAAGAAUAAAGUGUUGACUCGUUACCUCCAGACAAGCCUGGAGGAGGCCAAACAGGAGCAAGAUGAGAUGGCGCAGAGGUUGAACAGAAAGGAUCAGGAGCACUUGAGGAGGGAGACCAACACCGACGUGCAGCUGGAAGACCUAAAGAACCAGCUGCAGGCUGAAAGGCUGAGGUCUGACACCCUCCAGAAGGAACAGGAGGACUUUAGGCUGGAAGUCCAAGAAAAAGCCAGCAGAGACCUGAAGCAGGUUCAGGAUCUGGAGGAGGAGAAACGUUCCCUGGAGCAGGAGGUGAAGGCCCUGCAAAUAAAACAUGACUACAGGAUUCAAGAGCUCCAGCAGCUUGGUGCAUCUCAGGACACCCAGCUACAAGAUCAGGUGAAGGUCAAUCAGGCUAUUCAGGAGGAGAUGAAGGACCUGCAAGGAGAAGUCGCAAUCAUUGCAUUACAGGACAACAAGAUUAAAGAGCUCCAUGAUCUUGUUGAGUCCUUAAGAAACCAGCUGCAGGCUGUAAGGCUGAGGACUGACACCAUCCGGAAAGAACAGGAGGAACUCAGGCGGGAGGCACAACGGAGAGCCAGCAGAGACCAGAAGUGGGUUCAGAAUCUGGAGGAGGAGAAAGUUUCCCUGGAGCAGGCCCUGCAGAAAGAGGUCUCAAGAAGAGUAUCAGAGGAAAGAAACAACACCAACAGGAUUCAAGAGCUCCAAGAUCUUGCUGCGUCCUCAAAGAACCAGCUGCAGACUGAAAGGCUGGAAGUUCAGGACAGACUUAUUGAGAUGGAGAACGUGUCUUUGUGGAGGAGGUUUAAAAAGGCCAUCACUCCUGACAGUCGCCGCCAAUACAAACAUCUGAGAAUGCAGUGGCAGGACCAGGAGGAAAACCCCAGCUCAUCUGUUCCCCCAAGCCCCCCCAACAUGCCCAGACCGUAACGGGCCAUCAGGUAGACACAGAGUAACAUGUUCCUCUGUGUCUGCACGGGUUUACUCCGGGUUCUCCGGUUUCUUCCCAUCAUAAUCAACUUUGAAAAAAAACCUUUAGAAUAGUAAAAAAUGCACCAAGCCUAAAAAAUGUCAAUAAAAAAAAACAAAACUUUAACAUU
Molecule: messenger RNA, 2952 nt
Organism: Notolabrus celidotus (New Zealand spotty)
Lineage: Eukaryota; Metazoa; Chordata; Actinopteri; Labriformes; Labridae
Product: trichohyalin-like
Exons: 1
Coding region: 218-2782 (854 amino acids)
Source: RefSeq, a predicted model, not a curated record